Aureobasidium vineae is the source of this 636-nucleotide messenger RNA. The record is from the annotation of a GenBank genome assembly. NCBI's taxonomy places the organism in Eukaryota, Fungi, Ascomycota, Dothideomycetes, Dothideales, Saccotheciaceae.
AUGUCUUCCAGCGAUGACAUCGCCCAAGACGCCACCAUCAGCCGUAAAAGACGCGCCAAUGCCAACAUGGAAGCCUCAGCACCCAAACGCCAUCAUCCCGACGCCGUCGAUCAACUUCUCGAAACGAUGAACUUCCAGCAGCAGCAAAUCGAGAAGGCCACAGCCAUUUGGAUCAGACUCAAGGGUGGCGAAGACAAGCUAGGCGAUGCAAACACCAAUUUCUUGAGCGUUGUCAAGUCGGCCAUGUACAGUGGAAGCCUGGCUAUCAAGCUGGUGGGAAAGCAAGAUGCCGAUGAAGCCGAUCGUGACNAGAUCGAGGAAAAGUUGCGUAUGAUGGAAGCCUCCCUCGUCGAGAAGCAAAACGAAAACUUCGACAUCCUGCAAGAGGACAUUGAAGGAGACAUCUACGACACAGCCACCGAAGCUGCGGACAACCUGCUCUUCUCUCCAAGAUUUGCUGAAGCCAUCAGCAACGCCGUUGUCCAAGACCCCAACAUUGUCUGCGAUGACGAGUUGGUUGAGGUCAAGAAGUUUGUCUGUCGUCAGAUGAAGGUUGCAAAGGAUGCCCCCGAGGACUCCCAGGACGUUCUUCGUGAGCACGAGGCUGAGAUCGGUUUCGAAGGUGCGGUGUACUAG